This is a messenger RNA of Centruroides sculpturatus (bark scorpion), 1879 nucleotides long. Its product is annotated as hydroxymethylglutaryl-CoA lyase, mitochondrial-like. The transcript is spliced from 10 exons. NCBI's taxonomy places the organism in Eukaryota, Metazoa, Arthropoda, Arachnida, Scorpiones, Buthidae. Gene Ontology annotation, biological process: L-leucine catabolic process; ketone body biosynthetic process. The record is from RefSeq and is a predicted model, not a curated record. The coding region runs from base 266 to 1198 and encodes 310 amino acids. Gene Ontology annotation, molecular function: hydroxymethylglutaryl-CoA lyase activity.
UAUAAUAUUUUUUUUGAAAGGCUAUCUUAGUUUGGUAUGUGUGUCGUUAUUUCAACAUUACUUUUACUUUCAAAUAGCAAAACAGCACUCUGAAAACGUCCUAGUUACAUAAUUUUAAUAGCUUCUUUCCUAUUAGAAAUCAUGCGUCAAUAGAAAAGAAAAAAACUUUUAUUGUCAUUAUAAAAAGUUAUUUUAAAAACUCAUAAAGAGAGUAAAAGGAAAAUUGAACAAAUAAACUAGGAGGAAAUUUUAAUUUCUUCCAGGAAUGAAUGGCUUUUGGAGUAGUUGUAUGAUAACUGAAAAACUGCCAGAAUUUGUAAAAGUUGUUGAAGUAGGUCCACGGGAUGGUUUACAGAACGAAAAAGAAAUUGUGCCAACUUCUACAAAGGUGGAAUUUAUCAAUAAAUUAUCGGAAACAGGACUUAAAACGAUAGAAAUAACUAGCUUUGUUUCUCCAAAAUGGGUUCCUCAAAUGGCAGAUCAUAAAGAAGUAUCUCAGCAGAUCACUAGGUAUCCAGAUAUUAGUUAUCCUGUUCUUGUACCUAACCUCAAAGGAUUCCAAGCUGUGGAUCUUUCUCAAGUUAAAGAAAUAGCUAUUUUUGGAGCUGCUUCUGAAUCUUUUAGCAAAAAAAACAUAAAUUGCACAAUUGCGGAAAGUUUGCAACGAUUCAAGGAAGUUGUAAAUGCUGCUAUUUCUGCUGGAAUAAAAGUCAGAGGAUAUGUUUCCUGUGUUGUAGGAUGUCCCUAUGAAGGAACCAUAAGUCCAGCAGCAGUUACAGAUGUAGCCAGUAAGAUGUACGAUAUGGGUUGUUAUGAAAUAUCUUUAGGAGAUACCAUUGGAGUUGGAACACCAGGAUCUAUCAAAUCCAUGCUGAAUGAAGUCACAAAAUCUUUACCUGUUAAUGCUUUAGCUAUUCAUUGUCACGACACUUACGGACAAGCUCUAGCCAAUAUUUUAACAUCAUUACAGAUGGGAGUAAGUGUAGUGGAUGCAUCUGUUGCUGGUCUAGGUGGAUGUCCUUAUGCUCAUAAUGCAUCCGGAAAUGUUGCCACUGAAGAUGUGGUGUAUAUGUUGCAUGGAAUGGGAAUUAAAACGGGUAUAAAUCUAAGUAAAUUACUAGACGCUGGUGAAUAUAUAUGUCAAGCUCUUAAAAAGACUUCAAGAUCCAAAGUUGCUGCAGCACUAAGCAAAUUGUAAUAAUAUAUCAGUUUAUUGACAGUCUAUUAGAUUUCAUGCAACACUCACAAGAUUAGAAUAUGAUAAAAUGAGUAUCAUGUAUUUUGUAAAGGUAUUUUAUUUAUAUUUUCAUAUAUUUCAUUUAUUUAUUUAUUCAAUAAGAAAAAUGUUAUCAUAACAAACAGUUAUUACUAUUUUAAAGUAUGAGAUGCUUGAUUUGAUGAAUGUCUGUCUAUUUGUAUACUUAUAAAAAAUGAGAAAAUAUAAUGUUUAUAAAUAGUUAAAAUAACUUAAUAUUUGAUAAGAAAACUGAUUUGGUAUAUUUAUAGAAUACUGUUUUACUAAGAGUUUUAAUGGUUGCAAGUUGUCAUGAAAUUACUAUAAUUAUAAACCUUAGAAUACUACUUUAAUAUGACAAUAAAACUGCUUUGUUUUGUUUAAAACUAAUAAUAAGUUAUAUUGAAACUCAAAUAUUAAUACAAUGAUGCUUUAAAUGUAUUUAUGUCCAAAAUUAUUCAAUGGAUUUUGCAUAAUUUUGCAUAGUUGUUAUUCCACUUUAAAAAAAUUAAAUAUAAAUUAUUUAAAGCAUUACUUGCUUCUGUAAUAGUUUACAAUGAUUUUGCAUAAGUGUACUUGUAGCUGACUAAAGAUUUAAUGAUACUGAGUUAAUUUUAUAAUAGUAUUCAUUUCAUAAAAAAAAAA